Molecule: messenger RNA, 1375 nt
Organism: Rhododendron vialii
Lineage: Eukaryota; Viridiplantae; Streptophyta; Magnoliopsida; Ericales; Ericaceae
Product: auxin-responsive protein SAUR36-like
Exons: 1
Coding region: 430-918 (162 amino acids)
Biological process (GO): response to auxin
Source: RefSeq, a predicted model, not a curated record
CUGCCUACUUCGUCAAACUCGUCUUCCAUUCUCUCUCUCUCUCUCUCUCCUCUUAAACGCUAUAAACCACCCUCAGUGCCGUCUUCUAUUUCACGAACCCACGUAAAUCCAACUCAACAUACCCCCACCAAGUCGGAAUUCCCAGAGAAAAUUCGUGAUAAUUUUUUUUCCCUGGUAUAUCAUCCACAGACGUAAACUAACAAAAGAAACGCUUCAAAGUACACCCAAGAAAUUCCACACUUUCAAAUCUACACUUCUCAAUUCCCAAACCCAGUGAAGAUUCUAGCUUCUCAAGAACUGCUCGUGUUUUGCUUGAUUAAAGUUUGUUAAAUUUUCAAAUCAAGUCUGAUCAAUCGCCUGCUCGAAUUGUUUGGCUCCUUUUAUCACCCUACUCAAAAUCUCCAACUCUGUUUCUCAUCAACCCGAUCGAUGAAAUUCAGGAUCCGAGGAUUCAAACUCAAGCACCGGGUCACCACACUUUUCCGGUGCAUGUCCCGGGUAAACUGCAUAUCUUCCGGGUACCACCGCCUAGACCCGCCAACACCCAGAUCCAAACCAGUAUCCAAACUCUUCUCCUGCAUCAGGACAACGGUCAAGGCCCUCUGCUCCACUUCCCCGGGCCGGCUUUCGGGUCGGAGCUACGCGCCUCUGGACAAGCCAGUGGCGGCGCCGAAGGGGAAGCUGGCCGUGUACGUGGGACAGAAAGAUGGUGAUUUCCGUCGGGUAUUGGUGCCGGUGAUAUAUUUUAACCACCCCUUGUUUGGGGACUUGUUGAGGGAGGCGGAGAAGGAAUACGGGUUCGAUCACCCGGGCGGUAUCACAAUCCCUUGUCGCAUAUCGGAGUUCGAGAGUGUCAAGACCCGGAUCGCAGCCGGGCGCGGUUGCCGGAAGUUGCUGACGUGGAGGAAGGGGUCUUGAGGUUGGAAUGGAAGUGGUUUUAUUUUAGUUUCAUGAGGAUGAUGACGAUAAGACAUGAUCAUGGGUAACGGCAUACGCCCUGGUCGUACGACAAUGCUGAGACACAGCCUGACAGCGCGACAAAUUCGGGCACAGAUAAAAAAAUACUUUUAUUCAAAUUUGUGGGGUUUUAUUUGUGUCCGUAGCAUUUUACGAGCGUUUUUAUUUAUUUUAGAGUCUUGUAGGAGGGGUUUAGAUAAGUUCAUAGAAUCAUAGGAGUGUUUGUUUUUUGUUUUUGUUUUUUUUUUUUUUUAACUUUUUGAGCUUAAUACAUGGUCUAUUAAUUAGACAAAUAGAUGUAAAAAUAUGUAGAGAUUUUUCCUUCGUUAAAUUUUUCUUUAUUCAGGAUUUUAGUAGCCAAGAGAACAUUCCUUUGUGGUUUGGGAUGAAUAAGAAAUGGACCAAUUCGGUAAGCUCA